Messenger RNA from Monomorium pharaonis (pharaoh ant), 4179 nucleotides. RefSeq lists its product as uncharacterized. The record is from RefSeq and is a predicted model, not a curated record. The coding region runs from base 2475 to 3668 and encodes 397 amino acids. The transcript is spliced from 8 exons. NCBI's taxonomy places the organism in Eukaryota, Metazoa, Arthropoda, Insecta, Hymenoptera, Formicidae.
UCUACUUAAAAAAAAAUUUUGAAUUAGCACCAGAGUAAUAAAAAUUCACUCAGAAUAAUGUUUUAUGGAUAAUCAGCUUUUAAUUCCAUUUCUUUCAAGUGCGAUGGCACUCAAGUCAUAUGCGUGCGUCUUGACUUCUUGUCCCAAUUGCGCAACAUACACUUUUCGCGUUACGUUUUGAGGAACCGUGAUUUAACGCUAGCAGUUUCUGCUUCUGAAACUUGAGAAGGGCACGAAGAUAGAAAGUAACGAGGAUGUUGAUGUCAAUAUUCCGAAUUGUCGAAGAUGACAUUACAUAAAACAGUUUCCCAUCGCGCUAGGCGUAACCCGAAGCACAAUGUACAUUUAUGAUGUAAAUGCGAUACGGAACUGUAAUUUUACGACGUGAUUUUAUGCGAACGCAACCCCCAACCGUUCCUUUUUACGGACGUUCGUUACGUCGCGACCGUGCCGUUAAUAAGAUUCCAGACGGCGAUCUUAUCGCGCUCAAUUAGAGAAAUCUCGUGGGCGGAGAAGCGACGCGGCUGAGUGAGGCAGAAAACGAUGGUCGUUGCGCUCUAUGCACUUUCGCGACUGUCAUAUUUUCUUAUUCUUCUGUGAAAAAUGUAUCGCGUAAAAGCGCCGACACUGCCAUGUAUAAUGAUUGUAAUUUGGCAACAUAAAUUGGCGCACAUGUAAAUCUAUAAUAUUUAAAAAAUCUUUUGAUAUAUAAAUUUCAAGAUAAAUUUAUCACUAAUUUACUGCAAAUAAAAAGAUAAUCGUUUGCCAUGCACACUAUGGAAAUGUAAAAAAAUAUGUAGCAUUUCUGCAUUUAUAUAGCAUAGUAUCUAAUUUUUCAUAUAUAGAAUUGCAAAAAUAUAUUCAAUACAUUCUAUUGGUGCAAAUAAGAAACUUUCUUCAGAAUCCUUUUUGUACGGUAUCUCGAUAAUUCCAUUGGUUUGCACGAAAUGAUCGUCGACAUAACGUUAACAUUGAUUUUGUUUUCUGCUAUUCGCACAUACCACAAAAUAGGAAACGCAGAAAAAUUUGAAAAAAAAAAACGUAAUUAAUUAACAUUGCUUCAUAAUAAUAUUAAUCAAAUUAUUUUAGAGCAGAUAUUAUAUCCUCGUACAUUUAAAAUAGAAUACAAUAAUUUCUCUAUUAUCAAUGAUGAUGUAAAGAAAUCAUUUGAAUGUUUUUUACGGAAUUGUUAUUCUCAAAAAUUUAAUAUUUACAAAUUUAAUACAAAAAAAUAAACAGCACAUAUAAAGCUUUAUAGAUUAUACUUUUUUUUCAUAUAAUUUUCUCUUUGCAAUAAAUGCAACAACUGCCUGAAAAAAUUAUCGAUAUUUCAGUUUAUUAUUAUAAUUAAAAGUAAUUGAUCAUGGCUAAAUUGCACGUUAAUUCUUGUACGUGCGAAAUGGUAAUAAAUCCGAGGUUAGCCGUGCUGCCAAGUAAAUUGCCACGCUAUCGAUCCAAAAUACGGAGUAAUAACCCUAAAGAGCGAAAAGAGCGUGUGGGCUAUAAUAAAUUGGUAUAAUUGGACGGUUUUAAUUGGCUUGCAAUUCAAGGUAAUCUAUGGUAUCUUUAUAUAGUCUACUAAAGUUCUUACUUGCAAUUAAAUCUGCCAAAUUUAGGGAGCUUCAAUGAAACUGCAAUUAUCUAAUUUAUUGUAUACAAAUAAAUUUGUUACUAUUUAUAUAUUAUUUAUCAUACCUAUUUAAAAACAUUUAUCAAAAGAUAUAACGUCUUAUGUUGCUAAUUGUCUAAAGAAAAUCGGUUAAACUUUUAUUUGUAUUCAUUCUAUUUAAAUUUUUAUCACUUUAAAAUCGAAUUUCCUUUAACAUCAGUAAAAUAAGUGCAAAGAAAACCAAUGUAUUUUUAUCCGAUCGAUAACUUUUAUGUCAUACUAGUUAUCUUGUAAACUUGUAAGUAAAAUACUGUAAUCAUUUUCUUUGUCCUCUUUCGGAAACUACGUCGGGAUUAUUAUUUAUUAUAUUUAUUAUAUUUUUUUAUUGAAAAUCUAUUAUUUAAUAUAAUUAUGUAGAUGUUUCUCAUUCUACUUUAAUAAAAACUAACAUGCGCACUGCUUCGUUCUUAAGUUUUCCGUCUAUUUAAGAGUCGAUAUUCAGAGUCUGUUCUUAUUUCAAGACCGUCUUGAAUUAAUGGGUGUUGUCCAGCAAUCGGCACAGAAGAACACAGUGUAACACAGUGAAUCUUUUCAUUCUUGUUUAAUAAACAUUAAUAAACAACAAGGAUGAAAUACUUUACCGUGUUACACUGUGUCCUCUGUGUCGCUUGUUGGAAAACGCUCAAUAUCUCUAUGAUUAGUUCAUAUAUAUAUUUUAAGACUGUACUUAACUAUAUAAGUAGUUAAUAAAAACUAUACUUAAUAAGAACAGACCGUGCGAAUAUCAAUAUCACUUCUACCGGAUGACCACAAACCACAACUUUAUCUUCUUCCAACUUGACCAUUCAAUCUUAAACUGCAGAAAAUGGUCGCAUUGUUUAGAAGUUUCAGUCGGUCCGCGUGGUUUUUCCUAAUUGCACUGGUAACAAUAAUAUGUCAAUCCGCGGGAAAGCCGUCGCAGGUGAUAGUAUGCAGUCAGCCGGAGAGUUUCACGGUCCAAAUAACCGAAAACGAAUAUGUUGUUUACGGCACUGAAUUAUUAAUCAGAUACAACCCACACGUCGGAAUUUUCUCUUAUUCCGAAAUGAAACCAGUAAAUGUUGUCUUCAAUGAAACCGUCAUAGAAUUCAAAGGAAAUAUGUUGCCUGAGUAUUCAGUGAUUCAACAAUAUAUUUCACCCGAAAUACUUUCUUGGAAUGCUAGUGGUAUCAUUUUAGGAAUUGGUACGCUCCAAAAACUAAGCAAGGAGGAUUAUGUAGUCCAAGACUGUCGCUUAUUUUUACAGAUAAAUAUCAAAGGCAGUGCUAAUCUACCAAGAGCUGUGGAAAAGGCAAUUAUUUCUUAUGUUCAAUCUUGUGCCAAACAGCACCUUUGUGAGAGAAUAGGAAUAAUAAAGGAGAAACAACUUCAAAAUAUUAAUAGAUAUGAAGAAUAUGGAUAUAAUAUAGCUCGUAUUAUUCAUCUUAAUCCAAGAAUUGAUCUAAACAUGAACGUGAUCGUGGAUAUUCUUCUCAAAAAAGCGAUAAACUACAUUAAGCGGAACGGAAAAUCUAUAAUUAAAAUUCCUGAUAUAACGGAAACAUACAACAUGGGACUUGGAAUGAAAUGCCGUUUCGAAACAGAUAAUGGAACCUUCGAAAAUCUUUCAACUUUAAAGAGAACGGAAGAUGCAAUUGUAUCCAACAUAGAAAAAACAUACGUUAUACAAACUGGUUUUGGACUUUCCACGGCUAAGUUUAAUUAUAAUUAUUACAAACUUACAGUGGGUUUAAUAACUCUACGUGGCAAUAUACUGGGAACUAUCGAUGAAUUAGCAAUAGCGACAAAAGUGAUCAUUAAUUAUGAUAAAACGUGCGACGUCAAGUUGGAAUACGUCAAAGUAACAAAAGUUGGCAAAAUCAAUCUAAAAAUGACUGGUUUAGGUCCGCUUAAUUAUUUAACAUCCAAAAUAUUGACUUGGUUGACAAGUAGGUGGCAAAACAGAAUUGUUAAAAUUGUCGAAGUUAAUGUCAAGAAUAUCGCUGAAGAACAAUUAAGUGAAUUUACUUGUAAAAAUUAGUAUAAGUUAUAUCCUGAAGUUAUAUCCGAAAAUAUUUUCUUGAGUUACAGUCUCACAAAUCUUAUAAAUUAAUGAAACAAUUUUUCGAUAAGUAUGCAAUAAGCAUAGAUUUAUAAAAAAUUACAAUAUAAUAUAUAAGUUUAAAGUAUUAUCAAAACUUUUGCUUUGCAUACAUAAAUUAUCAUACCAGUUAAUUAUUAUGCCAAAAAAUUUUACAAAGCCAACGUCUUUUAAAAAUAAAUCAUAAUUUUUAUUAUAUAAUACAGCAAUAUGUAAUAAACGAAACUUUUCCUGUAAAAUUCUUAAAAUUCUAUUCUCAGAAUAUUAUUCAAUAUUCUCAAAUAUCAUUUUAUAUGUAAAAAAUUUUAUGCAUAUAUAUUUUAUAUAAAUAUGAAUCAUUAUGUCACGAAUUUUUACAAAAUAUCAACAGUUCUUAAACAUAAAUCACAUAUGUAUCUCCAAAAAUGUAACUGUCAUACGUUAAUAAUAAAAUUUAAAUAAUUUCAAUUAA